Molecule: messenger RNA, 4392 nt
Organism: Angiostrongylus costaricensis
Lineage: Eukaryota; Metazoa; Nematoda; Chromadorea; Rhabditida; Metastrongylidae
Source: the annotation of a GenBank genome assembly
AUGCCGAAUGGUGCGCCGCCGUCAAGUCAACAAUCUCAUUCCCAUAACUUACAAAGCACACCAGGAUCUCAACCCACACAACGAACCGCAGGAACACCUUUAACACCAGGAACUCAAGAUCCCGAAAAACGGAAGCUGAUUCAACAACAACUUGUCUUACUAUUACACGCGCAUAAAUGUCAGCAACGAGAACGAGUGAGUCUUUUUAACCCUACCGAAACUGCCAAUGGACGAACACCAUGUAAUCUCCCGCAUUGUAGUACUAUGAAAGAGGUCUUACAACACAUGACGAUAUGCCAUAAUGGACGGCAAUGCACAUAUGCGCAUUGCGCAUCGUCUAGACAAAUCAUUUCUCACUGGAAAAAUUGCAAUCGUGACGAUUGUCCUGUAUGUAAGCCGCUGAAGAGUAUACAAAACCAACCUUCCACCGCUGGAAGUGAGCUAUGUCAGAGUUUAUACUUAAUACUCCUCGGUCCUGGUUCAGUUGGAGCUCCAGGUUCUGUAGGAGGAAGUAGUAUGGGUCCAGGAGGUCCGCAAUCAUUUGGUUCACCAGCUCCAGCAUCAAAUCCGGGAGCGGCUGCUGCUGCGACUGCAUCUAGUGGUUCUGCACCUCCUAGUGGUUCUGGUCCUGGUGGUCCACCUAGUGGUCCGAUGUCCGCUGAAUGGCAUCAGCAUGUCACUCGUGAUCUUCGUAACCAUCUUGUUGGGAAGUUGGUUAAGGCGAUAUUUCCAUCACCGGAUCCGAAUGCCAUCCAUGAUCAACGAAUUCGUGACCUUAUCAAUUAUGCUCGAAAAGUCGAAAUGGAGAUGUUCGAGUCAGCUAACGAUCGAGAAGAGUAUUAUCAUCUACUUGCGGAGAAGAUUUACAAGAUUCAAAAAGACCUUCAAGACAAGAAGAAUUCGCGACUUCGAGCUGAUGGAGGUGCCAGUGCUGCUGCCGGUGGUAGCGGAGUGGCGCAAGCACCUUCUACUGGGAAUGUACCUAGUGCCAGCUCUCAACAGCAACAGCUUCCUCAUUCGCAGCAACCGUUACACCAACAACAGCAGCCCAGUGUGAGCUGGACAGGAGUUAGUGGUGGCGGUCCAUUGUCGGCACCGGCAUCGGCGGCUGCGGCCGAUCCACGAGCACAGCAGCAGCGAGCGCAAGAGCGACUCCUUGCACAGCAGUCCAACAGUACUCAUGGAUCAGUUUUAUUUUUAGCGACCCCUGGACCAUCAACUGGAGUAUCCGCAUCUGCAUCGAAUUCCUCAACAAAAUCGACAGCAACAGCAAAGGCAUCGGAUUCCACUACAUCUCCAAAAAAAGAGAUUGUCAAGAGAGAACCCACUCCGCCUCCUGGGGAGGACACCAUUUUCGAUGUGACCUUUCUCUUUUUUCUACCUUUUCGGAAACACGAGAGGCAUUAUUUACGACCGGUUUGGGAGAAGAUGGACUGUUCUGAGGAUGCUGUUCCCUUCCGUAUGCCUGUUGAUCCUGAUUUACUUCACAUUCCCGACUAUAACGAUAUUAUAAAGCACCCGAUGGAUCUUUCAACCAUAUGUAUCAAGUUGGACAGUGGGCGGUACAAAAAUCCUUGGGAGUUUUGUGAUGACAUGUGGCUGAUGUUUGAUAACGCUUGGAUGUACAACCGAAAGAAUAGCAAGGUGUAUAAAUACUGUACGAAGUUGAGCGAGAUGUUUGUGACAGAAAUGGAUCAGGUUAUGCAACAAAUGGGUUACUGCUGUUCACGAAAGCUGUCGUUUACACCUCUGGCGUUGUUUUGUUACGGUGCAUCGAUGUGCACGAUAGCCCGAGAUCAACCUUACUGGGUGUACGAGCAGACUUCUUCUCAGUAUGGCGUAACAGUAUCGGAGCGCUACACGUACUGCCUGAAGUGUUUCGAUGCUUUACCACCAGAAGGAAUUUCACUUUCUGAAAACCCAAACGACCAGUCAAAUAUGGCACCUAAGGACAAAUUUGUCCAGAUGAAAAACAACGUGAUUGACUAUGAACCAUUCGAAGUGUGCAAAUAUUGCCACAGAAAAUGGCAUAGAAUAUGUGCACUACACGACAAAAAGGUGUUUCCGGAAGGGUUCAUCUGCGAUACCUGUCGAAAGGAGAAGGGCUACCCGAAACCGGAGAAUCGGUUCAUGGCAAAGAGAUUACCGCAUAACAAAUUAUCGCAGUUCUUGGAAGAUAGGGUGAAUACAUUCCUUAGGAAUGCAUUGCCGAAUAAUCCUGAUCAAUAUGAGGUGAUAAUUCGAACCUUAUGCGUUCAGGACAAAGAAGUGGAAGUGAAGCCAUUGAUGAAAGCGAAGUAUGGCCCGCAGGGUUUUCCGGACCGUUUCUCAUACAGAACAAAGGCUGUAUUUGCGUUCGAGAUUAUAGAUGGGGUUGAAGUAUGCUUUUUCGGACUCCAUGUUCAAGAGUAUGGGAGCAACUGUAAGGAGCCAAACGCAAGGCGUGUCUACAUAGCGUAUUUGGAUUCUGUGCAUUUCUUUCAGCCGAGGGAGCUCAGAACUGAAGUAUAUCAUGAAAUACUACUAGGAUAUCUGGACUACGUUAAACGACUUGGUUACACUAUGGCCCAUAUUUGGGCAUGUCCACCGUCUGAAGGUGAUGAUUAUAUCUUUCACUGCCAUCCUCCUGAGCAAAAGAUCCCAAAACCGAAGAGGUUGCAGGAUUGGUACAAGAAAAUGUUAGAAAAGGGUGUUGCUGAGAAAACGGUUGUCGAAUUCAAGGACAUUUACAAACAAGCGCGUGAUGAUAAUUUGACUACACCUAUGAGUUUACCAUAUUUUGAAGGCGAUUUUUGGCCAAAUGUAAUUGAAGACUGUAUACGUGAGGCUGGAAAUGAGGAGGCUCAGCGCCGUAAAGAAGUUGCUGAAGCAGAUGAAGAAGAUGAUGACAUAUUUCAGUCAGGUGAUAAUGGGAAGAAAAAGAGCUCAAAGAACAAGAAGAAUAACCUGAAGAAGAAUUCGAAAUUGAAUAAAAAGAAACAAGGGAGCUCCACUGGUAACGAGGUGGCCGAUAAGUUGUAUUCCCAGUUUGAAAAGCAUAAAGAGGUGUUCUUCACGAUUCGGCUAGUCACGCAACAAUCUGCUUUGUCACUACCCGACAUUGUCGAUCCUGAUCCACUUAUGGCGUCAGAUAUGAUGGAUGGCAGAGACACGUUCUUGACAAGAGCACGCGAUGAGCACUGGGAGUUUAGCUCAUUGAGGAGAGCCAAAUUCUCAACUCUAGCGUUAUGCCAUGCAUUGCACGAGUCGGAUGUGAAUAAGGAUAUGAGUUAUACGUGCAACAAGUGCAACAGUUCCAAUGCUAAAUGGCAUUGCACGACGUGCGAUGACUUUGAUUUGUGUGAGACGUGUCGUGAAUCCGUCUCUCAUGACCAUCCAAUGGAGCAGAUUAAACCGCUUAUUGGGGCAGAGAGUGGUGAUUCUGGUGGCAACAACCGUUUCGAAAGCAUCCAGCGUUGUAUUCUGUCCUUGGUGCACGCAUGCCAAUGUAGAGACGCAAACUGUCGUCGUGUGUCAUGUCACAAAAUGAAGCGCGUUGUACAACACACGAAGAUGUGCAAGAAGCGGGUGAAUGCUAGUUGUCCAGUGUGCAAGCAACUGAUAGCGUUGUGUUGCUAUCAUGCCAAGCAUUGUUCGAGGGAUUCUUGCUCGGUGCCGUUCUGUAUGAAUAUUCGGCAGAAGCUAGCUGAACAAAAACGCUCGAUUGCUCGACGUGCAGACAUGAUGAUGCGGCGUCGCAUCGACGGUUUACAGGCUGUUGCAGGAGGUGAGAACAUUACUAUUUACACAGUCCUUCACCUAUUAGCCUCGGGGAUGAUGCCGCCUCAACAGCAGCAGCAGCAACAACAACGACAACAACAACAACUGCAUGGUGGGAUGUCUAUGGGACAGAGCAUGGGUAGCGGGAUGGGUGGUGCAGUCAAUGCGUCAAAUAUGUAUAAUCCUAUGCAGCAGCAGCAGCAACAACAACAACAACAACAGCAAAUUCCUAUAAUGGGUGGAAUGCGUCCAGGACAACAUCAACAGCAACCGGCUCCACAACAACAGCAACAACAGAAUGCGCCGGUUGUAACGGAUCCUGCAAUGGCACAAGUAGUGAAUCGAUUCAAGAUGGCGAAGACAGACGAGGAGAAGCAGAUGGUAUUCCAAGAGCUUAAGAAAACACCACAUCUUUUUGCUGCAUUUAUCAAGUCGAAUGGCCCACAACCCGGUUAUUAUGGUGGUCAACCUCCGCAGAGUUCCAUCAGAGGGCCAGGCGGUCAGUUCGUUCCCAUGGGACCAGGCGGAUGGCAACAACAACAAUAUCACCAGCAGCGUCAGCAACAGGGCCAAUCACCUGCAAUUUCAGGGCAGCAAUUUGGUGUUGGUCAGGUGUGUUUCUCAAUUUUUUAG